Molecule: messenger RNA, 493 nt
Organism: Solanum stenotomum
Lineage: Eukaryota; Viridiplantae; Streptophyta; Magnoliopsida; Solanales; Solanaceae
Product: transcription factor bHLH84-like
Exons: 4
Coding region: 1-363 (120 amino acids)
Biological process (GO): regulation of transcription by RNA polymerase II
Cellular component (GO): nucleus
Molecular function (GO): protein dimerization activity; RNA polymerase II cis-regulatory region sequence-specific DNA binding; DNA-binding transcription factor activity, RNA polymerase II-specific
Source: RefSeq, a predicted model, not a curated record
AUGGAUGGGGAAACCAAGGCUGCACUUCAGAGGCAGAACUCGAUAAGUUGCUGCUCAGAAGAUGAAUCUAUUAAUGUACCUAAAUCUAGAGCUAGCAGAGGCUCAGCAACUGACUCCCAGAGCUUGUAUGCUAGGAAAAGAAGAGAGAAAAUUAAUCAAAGAUUAAGGAUUUUGCAGAGUCUAGUCCCUAAUGGAACUAAGGUUGAUAUUAGCACCAUGCUUGAAGAGGCAGUCCAGUAUGUCAAAUUUUUGCAACUCCAAAUCAAGCUUUUGAGCUCUGAUGACCUAUGGAUGUAUGCUCCCAUUGCAUACAACGGAAUGGACAUUGGCCUAGAUCUGAAGAUAGGCACUUCAAAAUCAUAAUGUUGAAAAGCUCACAAGACAUGGUGGUCUUAUUGUACAUUAGUAAAUUGAUCGAUGAGAGGAUUAUCAUACAGGGAGAUAGAGAAUUAUUGUCAUUUUGUAAUGGUGUCUAAUAAAGUCUCAACCUAUC